This is a messenger RNA of Setaria italica (foxtail millet), 969 nucleotides long. Its product is annotated as actin cytoskeleton-regulatory complex protein pan1. Lineage: Eukaryota; Viridiplantae; Streptophyta; Magnoliopsida; Poales; Poaceae. The record is from RefSeq and is a predicted model, not a curated record. Bases 1 to 969 code for a protein of 322 amino acids. The transcript has 2 exons.
AUGGUCCAUCAGGAGGAAGACCAAAAUAGAGGACAAGCGAGCACCAGUCCUGCUGUUACCCCUGCCGAAACCGAUAGCCAAACACCAGCAGACAAGUUCAACAAGAAGGAAUCAAGCUCCUCAUCUUCUGCUUCAUCAGAAAACAUAGAUGAGGAUGAUUUCUUUCAGAUAGAGGGUCCAAUACUAGGCAGCACAAUAUCGUUCAGUCAUAAUGCAGCAAUCAAAGAACAGAGCGGUUCAUCUUCAAAUCCUGAAAGUCAUGCACCCACUGACCCAAAGCAGUCACCACGGGUGCAGGCCAUGUCUAGAGCACCGGAUGAGUGUCCAGACCCUAAAAGAAUCCCAUCAUCCGUCUUUGCAAGGUCAAAAUCGACGACGCCGACGGACUGGAGCGUGACAUCAAAUGAAUCUCUCUUUAGCAUCAACGUUGGGAACGCGAGCUUUUCAAAGGACCAUUUCUUCUUGUAUGGCAAAUCAGGUGAAAUGGGCAACCCCAAUGACCCAUUGGCGCCACUGCCGCCAUUGCCAAGGCCGAGCACCAGCUCUAGCCCUAUUAGAAGUGAGGGCGCCAAGACAACCGUACAGGCCAGUGCAAAACUGAAGCCUGCUACCAAGGAAGGGGACCAAGAUGGGGAUGACAAGACUGAUUACAACCAUAGCCUGUCACACCGUUCUGAUGCUAGCACAACAAGCUUCGCAUUCCCAAUAUUGGCAGGCGGUGACGUGAAAAAUAGUGGAUUCAUGAAAGAUGACUCUUCUGAGCUUGCCCGGCAAAGCACAUCGCAACUGUCCCAGCAGGCAGAGCCUGUUGUUGAGCAGGAAGCUCCAAAAGUUGAAGCCGAGGCACCGGAAGCUGAACAAGCCCCAGAACCAGCACCGCCAUCGACGUCGGCGGCAGAACCAACACCACAACCAUCAGCCCCGGCAAAAUGGUUUCCUUGCUGUUCUUGCUGUCCAUUCUGUUGCUGA